Messenger RNA from Perognathus longimembris pacificus (Pacific pocket mouse), 3690 nucleotides. RefSeq names its product KIAA0408 ortholog. Lineage: Eukaryota; Metazoa; Chordata; Mammalia; Rodentia; Heteromyidae. The record is from RefSeq and is a predicted model, not a curated record. The transcript has 7 exons. Bases 487 to 2520 code for a protein of 677 amino acids.
AGAGCUCUGCCUGUGAAAGUGGCGUGCAUUUCUAAAGGACUUGUUUUUACUGCUCUGUGAAGUCCUUGGACCUUUGCUGCAUUCCAUUUUCUUAUAAGAUACAAGACUUACUGAGCUGAGACGACUUUGCUCUUUAACAUGUCAGCUGUCUAUCCUCCUUUCAUCUGUUGCUAGCCCAACAAGAGGUCCAGUAGCCAGGAUUGUCCACCCCAAUACAAAAAGGAUGUUCUCUGGGAAGAUUCAUUUGCAAAUGAGCAAUAGAGGAGCAAUGGGAUUUAUUAAUUUGUUGAAAAAAAUGCCAAUUAUUGAUAAUAACCUGAAAAGAAGGUGCAAAUUUUGGAGACAAAUAUUACAUCUCUCUCAAAGGCUUUAUUUUAAAGGCAAGUGAAGUUGCUUCAAAUAAAACAACUCGGAGUUUCCAAGAAACUGUUAAGAGAAGGCAGAGACAAGCAGACUCACUUCUUUGCUGAUACUUGCACAGUUGCCAUGGACCUACAUAAGCAAUGGGAGAACACAGAGGCCAACUGGCAUAAGGAAAAGAUGGAAUUGCUGGACCAGUUUGACAAUGAAAGGAAGGAAUGGGAAAGUCAAUGGAAGAUAAUGCAGAAGAAGAUAGAAGAGCUUUGUCAGGAAGUAAAACUUCGGAGGAAAAAAAACUUGAAUGAACAAAUUAACAUCAUUGGUCUUGAUCAUGAAAAGGCUGUUGAAGAUAAAAUCUUGGAAUUUUCUCCAAAGGACCCCAAUUCAGAACAAUCUGAUUGUACAGGGGUGAAUCACAGGGAUGGACUGGGAAAAGAAAAGAAAACAGAGCAGAGCUUUCUCAGUGAAGAGAAUCAAGUGUGUAAGGAGCAAAAAGCAACCAGAAAAACAAAAGUUGGGUUCAUAGAUCCCUUGGCCACAGAUAAGAAGGAAUGUGAGGCCUGGCCUGGCCACAAGCGUUCUAAGGAAGAAAGUAAGAGCUAUUCUGGAGCCCUCAACACUGCUCUUGAAGAACUUGCCAAAGUUAGUGAAGAGUUAUGCAACUUUCAAGAGGAAAUUCAAAAGCAGUCUAACCACAGAAGGAUGAAAUCAGACUCUUUUCUCCAGGAAAUACCAAAUGCACCUCAGAAAGAACAUCGGAUCAACAAUGACCAAUGUGUUCUUCCAAUUGAUUUAGAAAAAGAAAAACAGAAAAAUAGAAAAAAUCUGAGCUAUACCCAUGUGCUCCAAAGCAAUUCUAUGAAAAAAUGUGACACUGGUACAAAUGAUUUGCAAAGAAAUGAAAUCCCACCAGUUCCUCCACCACGAAGCACAUCUCGAAAAUUCCCCAGCUCAUAUGCUGAGCAAGUCCAAGAAAGGCUAAAGGAAAGUUUAGAGGGCAACAGCUGGGUUACCCACAGGGGUCAAGGAGAAAGGAAUGUCAACCCUCAUUGCCUUUUGAGGAAACCUACUUUGUGUCCAAAUGAAGAGAUUUUGACACCAGAGGUCAAAGUAGAUAGUAAGCCUCCAAUUAAUGAAGAUAUCAGAUUUCCUGUGUGGUCACAUGACUUUGGGAUAGGUACACAAAAGAGCCCUUCCACAUUGGGCUUUCAGAAAAACAGUUAUAUAACCAAUAAUCCAAAAUCUGAAAGGGUGAUUCCAGAAAACCCUCCUAAAUUUCCCCCUAAUCUUCAUCUAAGAAAUGACUGUAGUUCCUCAAUAACACAGAGCAGUGGUUUACUUGCAAGUUUCAGUUGUGACUUAGAAAGGACGACAAGGAAUGAAAAACUGGCAGCAAAGACUGAUGAAUUUAACAGAACUGUAUUUAGAACAGACCGAAAUUGCCAUGUAAUUCACCAAAUUCAAAACUACUCAAAAUCAACUGAAGAUCUUCAUCCCUGUGAUAACACUGCAAAAGGUGACAAUGUGAUUGGUGUUGUGAAAACCAGUGGACACGUGCUUGUGCCUAUGGAAAAUAUGCUUGGUAAUGCCACCAAGAAAUCGACAACAGGCCUGGUCAGACAGAUGCAGGAUUAUGGAAGUCCUAGCAGUUAUAGGAAUAUGUUCCAUGAGCAUGAUUGGAGACCAAGCAAUUUAUCUGGCAGACCAAGGUCAGCUGACCCCAGGUCAAACUAUGGUGUUGUGGAAAAGCUGCUGAAAACCUAUGAGACAUCACCCGGGCCUGCAUGUCAAAAUUCUAAAUGCUUCCAGGAUAACUGGAUCAGAUGGAAUUCUGAUGCCAAGGGUAAUGACACAUUAAGUCAGAAUGUAGAAAUGCAUCCAAUGGAGCAAGAAUUUCAGCCAAAAACAGCUUUGUUUGAGGGACUGCAAAUAAAACAAGGAAUAGAUGAGAAAAAUACCACAGAGGAAUCCAUGGCAAUGAAAGCCUCAAAUGGAAAAGGAUUUUCCCGACCUGCUAGACCUGCAAAUCGCAGGCUGCCAUCCAGAUGGGCAUCUAGAUCUCCUUCAGCGCCCCCUGCUCUGCGGCGAACUGCACACAACUAUAAUAUUUCUCUGCCAUCUGAGGCCCACGUGAUCGAAGUCGCUAACCUGGAUUACUAGAUUGCAGAAGUUGUAGUGCCAGUUGCCAAAUUGGUCAUUCUGAGUGUUUACACCCAGUCUUGUUCUCUUCUGUAUCUUUCAGGAUCACUAGGAUGAGCAGUUUGAAUCUUAACUUUCCAUCAGUCUUCAGUGUUUUUAAACUACAGAACAAUUUUCUAUUUUUAGGUUGAUUUCUUAGGUCAGAAUUUUUUAACAUCAUCUUCAUUAAUUUCUCACUAUGAUUUAACUUGGAACAAUGUACAAUAUUGUAUAUUCUAACUUUCUUGCAGUUUGCAGAAAACAAGGCGCUAUGCAUGGCCAUAUGUUUGCAGGUGCAUGUGCUGUAAUACGAAGUAUUCUAGUAUGUAUUUAGAUAAGAAAAACUGUGCUAGUGUUGCCUUUGACAUUAUAACAUGUAUACCUAUAUAUUCUUUGUUUUUAUUUGAAAGUUUUGAAAAUAUACACUACUGUUUAUAUUUUGUAUACCUUUUAAUAGGUAUCCACCUAAGGCAUUUGAGGUUCAUAUAUUAAUUAACCAAUUUCUUGACACACGACUACAUUAAAAAAAGAAUUAAACACAUAUUUAACAGUAGUUUUCUAAAUAUAGCAUAUAAGUAGCUUCUUAAUUCAAGUGAGGAUAGACUUAUUCCAUGGGUUUCCUUGUUUAUUCUUUUAAAUAAAAAUGCAACAAAUUUAACAGAUCAGUAUUCUCAAGUAAGCAUAAAAUGUGUAUAAAUGCUUCUAUAUCAUUUGGUAGUCUCAAAUGGCUUUACCUGCAUACUUGAUCCUCAGAGCCAACUUCAUAAGACUGCCUUAUGAAUGACAGGACUAAAUAAUGAAUUUAUUUUGUCAACCUCAGUAACAAAUAAUCCUUAAAUUGUAUGCAAAAUGAAGUUACAUUAUGCUGAAUUUUUACUUUUUUGUUAAAAUUAUGGUAAGCUUUUAGUUUAGCUACCUUAUCUGGAACUAUACAUGCAUAGAGGUAAGUAAUUCUUUUUUUCCUUUUUUCUAACUUUUUCCCUAAAAUUAGUGAUAAAAGAGUAGCUCACUUUUUUGUUGACAAAGAAGAUCAGGAAAACUAUUUCCUUGAGAACUAACUGAAUUAUAUUUCUUAUAAUGUGCUAUAUAAAGGCCUUAAAUAUUGGCAUCCACAGUAGCAUAAGAAACAGAAGAGUAUGUGUUCUGUGUGUG